Molecule: messenger RNA, 2625 nt
Organism: Pyrenophora tritici-repentis Pt-1C-BFP
Lineage: Eukaryota; Fungi; Ascomycota; Dothideomycetes; Pleosporales; Pleosporaceae
Source: RefSeq, a predicted model, not a curated record
AUGGAGGAUGAUGCAUACUCUCAUUUGAACGCCGACACACAACUAGAUUCUCCCGGUGGAAAGUCGGGCGAGUCAACACUAGUCGCGGAUAAGAGUGCCGCCCUGAGAAAGAUGGCAGAGAAGAACGAGACCACUCCAAGAAGUGCGAUUGAUGGAAGAAACCCGGAGCCAUUGCCGGAGCAACGCGAUGACAUGGCCGAGGAGGAACGUCGGAAGCUGCUCGAAGCUGCUGCAGAGGAGCACCGAAAGGAAACCAAGCGCAAGCAGGAUGAAUAUCUCAGGACACGCUUCGGCAAGCUCACGGCGCACAGUCCAGACCCCAACUCCGCUACGAGUGACACCAUCAGCUACAGGAGUCAGCGUAUAAUCGAUUUUGACGAGCCACGCGCUUCUCCCUACGAGGACCUGAACAAGUCUUUCGACGAACGCAAGAACAAGCAGCUUGUACCAUUGAGAGAGCCACCUCCUGUGCCAGCCGAUACCAGUACCCUAUUAAAGGCUAAUUCGUUAUCAAGGAGCAAGAACCGGGGUUCGUGGCCUGAAAGUGAUGAUGGCGAGGCUAAGCAGGAAUCAACGGAUCAUUCCGAGAAGCGCAAAGCUAUACCCCAGGGUGCAAGUGGCUUGGGAGGUAUUGCCGCUGCAAUAAUUGGUGCUGGGAACCUUGGAGCCGGAAUCGGGGCAGCGAACAGAGCGCCUCCAAAGGCGCCACAACCUCCGCCAAAGGAUGGUGAUUCUCCAGAAAGUCUUCGACCAUCGCAACAAGUGCUACACGACAAUCAUUUUGCAGCUAGGUCUGGUUCUGGCCGCAAUAGUCCAGAAUCCACUUUGAGCAGGGAGCCAUCGCGAGUGUCGAUUUACGGUCCAACGCACGACUUCGAGGAAGCGCGAGUCUCUUUCAUCACCAAAUCACCGAACCUUGAGCCCAUGGAUUCUGGUGAUGACGACUCCGAUGAUGGUCUAUUUGCUGCACCUCUCGCGGGACGAAUUGGCCCGCCUACGCCCGCAAAGAACAUACCGCUCGCUCGAAAUACUUCACGUGCCCAACGGCCGAAUCUCACGCUCAAGACACAGCGGUCUAAAAUUUCGCUAGCUCAAGUUACUGAACAAACUUCUGAGCACAGUGCAGCCGGUGACCGCGAACCUCAGCCAAACGAUAUGCACCCCGAAUCGGCCGCAUCUGCAACUUGGACCGAUUCUCCAGACGAUACGAACAAAUUCUCCCGCCGUGAGUCGUUUGCUAGCGAUGUCUGGGCAAACCGCCCGCCCGCCGAAGCCCUCGUCGAACAUCUUGACGAGCUGUUCCCACACGUCAACCUUGAUCAGCCGAUGCUUGAAGACGAAGACGGAGAUGCCUCUACAGAUCCAGCUUUUGACAACAAGCCCAUACCGGCUGAGCCUGCCCCUAUGUCGCUUACCCGUGGUGGUGCUGGACUGCAAUCAAUUGCUCAGCGAAAUAUGCGCAAGUCAGGUGUUGGCUUGGGCCGCACGAAGUCUAUCCGUGAAGUGGUCAAGUCGCAGUACCAACCACUUGACAAAAAGUCUAUUGCGGGACAGGCACCCGCUGGGGCUGGUCCGUCGCGCGUUGCAACACUAAGAAACGGUGGGGAUAUUAUCAGGAGGAAGUCGACGAAGAUGUUCAACGCCAGAACCGAGCAAGUUCGACCGCAACGUGGCUCCCGUCUCGUCAUGGAAACUAUACCUCAAGAUCAUUUACCCAACGUACCGUCCCGUCAACCGACAUUUAAGUGGAUGAAGGGCCAACUCAUUGGCAAGGGCACAUUUGGUCGCGUUUAUCUCGGUAUGAACAUCACUACAGGUGAAUUGAUUGCUGUCAAACAAGUAGAAGUCAACGCCAAAGCGGCCGGCUCUGACAAGGACAAAAUCAAAGAGCUUGUUAAGAGUUUGGACCAAGAAAUCGACACGAUGCAGCAUUUAGAUCACCCAAAUAUCGUGCAAUACCUUGGUUGCGAACGCAAGGAGUACAGCAUUUCUAUUUUCCUCGAGUAUAUUUCUGGUGGAUCGGUAGGAUCUUGUAUCCGCAAGCACGGCAAAUUCGAAGAGUCUGUCGUCUCCUCGCUGACUCGUCAAACUCUGCUCGGUCUCUCAUAUCUCCACCGAGAAGGCAUUCUGCACCGGGACUUGAAGGCUGACAACAUUCUCCUCGACCUUGAUGGCACAUGCAAAAUCUCGGAUUUUGGUAUCUCAAAGAAGACGGACAACAUCUACGGCAAUGACGUCACAAACAGCAUGCAAGGCUCCGUCUUCUGGAUGGCGCCUGAAGUCAUUCGCUCUCAAGGCCAAGGCUACUCUGCGAAAGUUGACAUUUGGUCGCUCGGUUGCGUAGUACUAGAGAUGUUUGCGGGCAAGCGUCCCUGGUCUAAAGAAGAAGCCAUUGGCGCCAUUUACAAGCUCGGCAGUCUGAACCAAGCUCCUCCGAUUCCCGAAGAUGUAAGCAGGAUAAUUGGAGUCGAGGGCUUAAGCUUCAUGUACGAUUGUUUUACCAUUGAUCCCAUGGAAAGGCCGACGGCUGAAACGUUGCUGCGUGCACCGUUUUGCUUUUCGGAUCCAAACUACAAUUUCUUGGACACGGAGCUUUAUGCGAAAAUUCGAGGCGCAUUUCAGUAG